GUCGCUUCGUUGCCCGCGGUCCGCUGACCAUUCUGUGGCACACUUCUACAUUCGUAGAUGUUUCAGAUACAGUUGCAGGGUCCCCUGCCCGACCAUCUAUAUAUAUAUGCCGUUUCGUCCUAUACUUGCUUUCUCACUCUCUCUGCUCUAUCUCUCCGAUGUUCUCGGCAAUUUGAAUCGGCGAGAUGACUUCCGGUGGCGGAUGCGGAUCAUUAGGGUUCCUCUGAUUAGAUCUGUUUGGCAGGGGCUACUAAGACCAGACUAAUGAGAGCUGCUUUAAACAUAUAAAAACAAUGGAGGAAAUUCCUGAAAUUUCAGUUCUGGACUAUGUUAUUUUUAAUGUAUCAGCUUUGGAUAACAGUUAUGAAGCACUUAUUUGUAGCAAUGACAUUAUUGAAAAUCUUACCUGUGGUCCUCUGGAUCAGCUGGCUGUACAUUUACCGGAAGCAAGAUCAUCUCCUUCGCAUGGUAGCUUCAAACUGCAGCUUGAUGAAAGCAUUGAGACCUCAUUAUGGUUCAAUAAAUUUACUGUGGCAAGAUUUUUGCAUAUUGUGAAUGUGCCCAAUAUGCUGAAUCUUGCCAACACAAUUGAGAAUGAAAUUUCUCAAUUGGAGGAAACCCGGAAGUUUCACAUUGCUCUUUAUGCAAAGGGUCACUUGCUGAAUUCUGCAGGCCGUACAGAUGAUAUCAGCUGCUUGAAUGAUCUGGAUCGAACUCGUCAAGUCGAAGUCGAAACUGUGUCGUCAGAUGCUACAAAGAAUGAACUGUUGCGAGCAUUGGACUUGAGACUCGCAGCAUUAAAGGAAGAAUUAACUUCCGCUUUCAAUCGUGCUUCUGGUGCCACUUGCUUUAGCAACCAAAUUUCUGAUUUGGCAUCAUUUGCUCAGCAUUUUGGUGCAACCGAAUUGAGGAAAUCAUUGUUGAAGUUUUUUGAACUGUGUCCAAAUAUGAUGCCUAUUGAGCCCUUACUGCAUCAUCAGACAUCCUUGAAUGAUUCAGUAAAUAACAACCAAAUGGAGACCAAAACGUUUUGGUCACUCGAUGAAGAAACUGAUGUUAAAUUUGCAACAACCAAUGUUUUUCCGGCCAAAGUUGCUCCAGCUGAGCGAGAGAGCUCUUCUGAAAGUGAGGAUUCCACGAAUUCAAGUCAUGCAAAUAACCCCUCUACUGAAAGAAGUCGACAUGUUGUAAGGUCUGCAACACCUAGAAGAUCUGCUUCACCAAUGCGGCGCAUCCAGAUAGGCAGAUCUGGUUCUCGUAGAUCAACUACGCUUACCAUUAAGAGUCUUAAUUACUUGCAAUCGAGAGAAACACCUAUAUCUUCUAAUCGAGAUGCUGAUGUAAUGGAGAAUGGGGAUGAGGAACUGGAACAUCUACCAAAGAAGCCUGACAAUAACGUUGGAAGGAUGAGCGUUCAAGAUGCUAUCAAUCUCUUUGAGAGCAAACAGAAGGUUCCAAAUUCAGAUGUUAAAAAAAGUAAGACUUUAGAGGUAUCCAUUGGUGCCAACAAAUCUAUUUUAAGAAGGUGGAGUUCUGGAAUGGGUAAUUCCUUUAUUUGUUCCACAGAAGAACAACCAUCAAAUUCUUGUCAGCAGGUUGCUCAAAGCAAAUUGUAUACCGAAGCAGAAGAGAAUAUGGAAAAUAAUAUGAAGGAUGAUCUUUCAAAUCCAGAAAAUGCUCCCAUAGUAGGUAUGCCGGGAGAAAUUGCCAGGAUCGUUGAAACAACAGUUUCAGAAGGGAUAAUUCCUUCUGAAACUGUUGUUUCAAUGGAAUGUGUGGAUAGAAAAGACCAACCAUCAACAGCUGAUUGGAAUCGGCAGAAAGAGGAGGAAUUGAAUGAGAUGCUUACGAAAAUGAUGAGUAGCAACAGUGAUAUGAAAGUUGGUAAUGAUAUGUUGAAAGAUGAGUCUAUUGAUCAAAGAGGGGGAUUUUACAGUCAAUAUAAUGAGAAAAGGAACCAGAAACUUCGAAAUGAGAAUGCUAGGAAUCAUGCAACAAGGGAAACACAAUUUAAGUUGAUGACACACGAGACACUGGAGAAGAGCAAAGCAGCAAUGACAUCCAAACCCACUGGUUCUGCUGUAAAACGUGAAUUCAGGCAUCUCUCUCAAAACCCAAGGAGAAAUUCUUCUCCCCCUGUUUUAUCUAAGAAAGAAGUUUCUAAGCCAACCAACACAAGGAAAGCUUCUUCUAAUUCAUCAUCUCAGCAUACUCAGAGAUCUUUUCCUUCUGGAUCUUUGAAAAAAUUGGUCGGUACAUUGCCAGCUAAGAGCUCUCCUGUGGUUUCAAGCACUCCAAGCUGCCAAAAAUCCCAGCCUUCAAGUUCUCCAGCUCGGCCUAGUCCCAGAACUAAGAAACCGCUGCAGCAUAUGAAAAGCUAUAACAGUGCCAGUAUUGUCCAAGAUGACAUUAAACCAAUUUUAUUUGGGCAGGAGCAUAAAAUAGUGAAAGUGGUGAAAAAGAAUAGCAUAAAUGUGAAAUCUAGAAGCCCAUUAUCUGGGGAAAAUUGUGGUUCAUUACCGUCUAAACCAAGUGUUCAGAGCAAGAAUACGAGGAAGAGCAGUGUAGUACCACUGGAAUCAAAACCCUUCUUGAGAAAAGGUUCUGGAAUCAUUUCUGUCAAUGGACAUUCAGUUGCUAAAACAAAGGGUACUAGAAUUUCAAACUCAUCUGAUUCCUUAAAGAGCAUUGAAAAGCCUGUCCUACAUGAAGAACUGGAAUCCAAUCCUUCCCCAGCCGGCUCAGCAAUUAAGGUAAUAGGGUAUGAUCUUGCCCAACCAGCAAAUGUUGUUGAUGAAACUUUAGCUGCUCCUCUUGGUAAUGAUGAUGGUAAUAUUGAAACCACAGAGAUUGUAGAUGGGAGUCUGACAAGAGUAGAUAAUGAAGUCAAGAACCCUGUGGAACCUGUCAUUGCUGUGAACCAUCAAGAAGAGGAUCUGGGCAUCUCAUCGGCUGCAUGGGUGGAUGCAGAAAGCCAGGAAUAUUCUCCAUCGUACAAUAAUAGGCAUCAUCACGUUGUUAUUUCUCCUUUGAUUGUACCAGUCGCAUCAUCAAGCCCAAGAGUGCGUCAUUCAUUGUCACAAAUGCUUCAGGCUGACAGUACUGAACUGGAGAUAAUUGAAUGGGGAAAUGCUGAGAAUCCUCCUUCCUUAGUCUAUCAAAAAGAUGUACCAAAAGGGUUGAAAAGGCUAUUAAAUUUUGCUCGAAAGAGUAAGGGAGAGUUAAAUUUGAGCCCUUCAGUAUUCUCUGAAGGAGAUGAAGAACAUGAAGAAUCUAAAGCAGCCAUUAAAAGAAGUUCAGAUGCUCCAUUGUGGAAAACUUCUCUUCAAGCCCAGGGUUAUGGACAGCCAAAAAGAAUAGGCAGUGAGAGCCUAGAUUUGGGGAAGUCCAUUAAAAAGACUAUGGAGCAUAGGGGUGUCCGUGACGACUUAUCAGGUUCUGAAAAGCUUCGAAAUGGCCAUUUGUCAGCUGGAGUAACAGCAACUAGAGCAACACGGUCAUUCUUCUCACUGUCAUCAUUUAGGAGCGGCAAAUCAAACUAGACAAAGCCUCGAUAGCUGUCAAACCUUUUGAAGUUCAUUCUGGAAAGUGAACAACCACUGUUUUCCUACAGGUUUAGAGGGCUUAGAUCAUUAAUUUAUAUCUGCUUGUUUGUUGAUAUCACCUUCCUCUCUAAUUGUUAGUAAAUACUGUUCUUGUUUUGCAGUGCGAUUGUUUGUGUAAAUGCAAUUCACAGGUACAUUAUAUAUUUUCUUGUUUGUACUUGGCCAGUUGAUAAAAUGAAUCCAAAAUUACUUUAAUA
This is a messenger RNA of Dendrobium catenatum, 3802 nucleotides long. RefSeq lists its product as uncharacterized. The record is from RefSeq and is a predicted model, not a curated record. The transcript is spliced from 11 exons. Lineage: Eukaryota; Viridiplantae; Streptophyta; Magnoliopsida; Asparagales; Orchidaceae. The coding region runs from base 294 to 3542 and encodes 1082 amino acids.